AUGUGGGUUAAACCUCAAGAAAUUUUCCUGAAAACUGCGCUCUGGGACACUGACGAAACUACGUUGUACUUCGUCCUUCAAAGGAGAAAAGGGCAUGGGAAAUCUAAAGGGUUCUCCGCGCUUCUUGUGGGUACUAUAGAUAGCGUACGAGAUACUAAACCAGCGCCCUACAGGAUUUUGCAUCAGACACCUAAUUCAGAAGUAUAUUACGUGAUAUCAACAGCACUAACUGAGCCAGAAAUACGCCAGGACUGGCAAUGGUUGUUUGACAAUGUUAGUCCGACAUUACAUUCAUUUGACACAGAGGAAGAAGUGACUGAAUUUGUGUGCUGCAAGAUUAAUUCUAUCAUCGCUACUGAACAAGAGAACUUUACUGAAGAUGAAGAUACAGUCACAUACAAGAAUGUUGACUAUGAAUUCCAUGAACGGUUUCGCAUGCCGAAAGAUGAGAAGCUCGUUUGUUACUACUCUUGUAGUUAUUGGAAAGGUAAGAUGCCGCGUCAAGGAUGGAUGUAUCUCUCGGUCCAUUACAUGUGCUUCUAUUCCUACAUAUUUGGACGUAAAACGCUGAUCAAAAUCAGAUGGGCUGACGUCACGGAGUUAGCGAAAACCAACAGUCUUCUGUUUCCUGAUUCCAUCAAAGUGGUCACCAGAGAUGGGGAACAUUACUUCACGUUGUUUUUGAAGAAAAGCGAAACUUUUGCGUUGAUGCAGCAGUUGGCAAAUAUAACUAUGAAACAACUAAUCGACGAUAAAUCAGGACCAUUCCACACUGACAAAGAUCUCUUAACGAAACUCAGUAAAAACGUGCCAAAGAAACCAUCCUUCUUAAAACGAGACUUGGACGCGAGGAAACAGUCUAAUCUGUUCACCUUAAGGUUCAGAUUGCCACAAAAUGAGAAGCUUGAUGGUUCCGAAGAAUGUACCUUAUGGACUCCUUAUAAUAAACGACAUAAUUGGGGGAGGUUAUACCUGUCGCAGAACUUCCUUUGUUUUGAUAGUCGGGUCCGUAACCUAGUCCGUCUGACAAUCCCGCUCCGUAACGUCCACCAAGUAGAACGCGCCGACUCGGGCGGCACAGCCAGCUCAUCAGCUGACACUGGCAGCAUCCUCAUCACCACAGCUCAUCAUACAAGCUUCCUAUUUGGGAAUAUAUCGGAUCGGGACUUCUUGGUGCAUAAGAUUUCGGAGCUCCUUGCUAAGUUGCCAAAUGAUGUGUACAGGGAAAAGGCGAGUAAGGUGUUGGCGCAAUCUGAAGUCGAGGGCUGGACUCCACAGCCUCCUCUCAUGACGUUAUUCAGGACGCACCAGACUUCGCCCAUCAAACAGAUACAACAGAAAAAGGAGAAACAAUGGGAAGAUCAUAUGGCGGAAGUGGGUCGCGGCGUCAGUAUGUACCAGACGACGGAAGGCAGCGAAUUAGUCGUGAACGGUAUACCGGAGUUACUUCGUGGAGAGCUAUGGAGCGUCUUCUCAGGGUCUAUACUUCAGAAGGCACAGAACAAGGGCUUGUAUGAACGGUUGGUCAAUGAAGCCUUGUCAUCUAAGAACCAAGCGAAUGAUGAGAUUGAAAGAGACUUGCAUCGGUCUUUACCAGAACAUCGAGCAUUCCAGAAUGAUGUUGGUAUCUCAGCACUCCGUCGCGUUUUAUGCGCGUACGCAUUGAAGAAUCCAACGAUCGGUUACUGCCAAGCGAUGAACAUAGUAGCGUCAGUAUUACUGAUAUAUUGUCCAGAAGAACAGGCCUUCUGGCUCCUAGCGACCAUAUGCGAGACGUUGUUACCUGAUUAUUAUAAUACAAGAGUUGUUGGGGCUUUGGUAGACCAAGGCGUUUUAGAAGAGUUAACCGAAGUCCACCUUCCGGAGCUCCACGCAAAGUUAGACGAGCUCGGCAUGAUGAAGAUGAUCUCCCUCUCCUGGUUCCUGACGCUCUUCAUCAGCGUCAUGCCCUACGAGUGCGCCGUCAAUGUUAUGGACUGCUUCUUCUAUGACGGUGCUAAAGUUAUCUUCCAGGUAACAUUAACAAUACUGGAUAUAAACCGUGAGAAGCUGCUCAAAUGUACGGAAGACGGUCAGGCCAUGCAAGUGCUGAACGACUACCUCCAGGGCAUUUACAAUGAGGAGGCUAUGGCCUUGUCCACUGAGCCUAGGACUGCUGACAAGACUAUAAAAAUCCAAGACUUAAUAUACCAAUCCUACCGUUCAUAUGGUAGUAACGUGUCAAGCGAGAAUAUUGAACGUUUAAGACUGAAGCAUCGCCUGAGGGUCGUCAGGCAGCUGGAAGACAGCCUCGAAAGGAACACGCUUCGAGCGUUACAGCAAGAUAAACUGCUGGAGUUAAAUGAACUUCAGGAGUUAUUAAGUGCCAUCCGUGAAGAGCUUCUAUGGGCUAAGCGCGUGCCUUGUGAGAGGUUAGAAGCCCCUUAUGAAGCGUAUAGGUUAGACUUCACACAGUUUAAGACUUUGUACUCGGCGCUGUCGCCCUGGGCGAAGGGAGACUUUGCUGAGGCAAUCACUGCUAGGAUGUUUAAGCUGAUGGACUACGACGAUGAUGGCAUGGUGAGCGCCCGCGGCCUGAGCGUAGCUCUCGGACUGUGUUGCCGCGCGGACGCCGCCAGAAGACUUCGCGCUCUAUACGCCGCCCACUCACCGCCGCUACUAGCUUCAAGGGAUCUAAGGCCAACACACUUCACUGACACAGGGGAAGAGCUCGCAGCUGAUGCUAUAUCGUUCUUUGACAGUGUAGACGAGGAUCCCGUGACACCCGAGCCAUUGCCGUCGUCUUUACAAAGGUCAAUCAGUGAAGGGUGCGGCGAUGGUGCACUAUUGGAUAAAAGUGAUUCUGAAAAUAGUCAGACAGGUUUGUGCGGCUGCAGCGCACACAGCGUGCGCGCGUGUGCGCUGGGCGGCGCGGCGGGCGCGGGCAGCGGCGCCAGCACGCCGGGCGCGGGGGGCGCGGGGCCGGGCGCGCCCGCCGCCGCGCCGCCGCUGCCCCGCGCGCACUUCCUGCAGCUGCUGGCCGUGCUGCACGACCUCACGCAGCCGCGCCCGCCGGUCUACGAGGCCGUCGUGCUGGCAGGUACACUGCUAUUACAACUUGGUGAAUGGAAUCACCGUCCUCAACUCGAUCGUGAAAUCUCACAGGAUAGUUUGUUCUUAGCUGCUGCCGCCAAGCAACCUGAAGCACAGCAAUUGGAUCCUAAUGGAAACGCGACGGACUCGGAACAGGACUCCCAGAAACCUUCUCCAUCCAAAGAAAUUGAACAAGACGGUAUAUGGUCUAUAACACUUGAACAAUUCCUAGCGACAAUGCUAGCUCAACCUCCCCUCGAAGAGUUUUUCAACGAGAAGAUAUCAAUACUACCUCAGUUAGAAGCGCUAAGACAGAGGGACAGGCUGCAGUCAGUUUCAUAGCUGAUGGAGAUAGCCGGGCUGCUUGGUAUAAGUAUGUAAGCCCUGCUUUUCAAGGUACGGUCUUAUUGUGUUAUAGUAAGGUUCUAAAUUGAUUGACGCAAUUUAAAAGGGUCUGUUCAUAGAUGUUGCUUGUAAUUAAGAAGCGUUUAAUAACCAAUCAAACUCGUUUAAAGAGAAUUACACUGUACUAACAUCAUUUCAAGUUUUGAUUGAAUUGGAUUACUAACUAUAUUAUGAUAAUAAUUAUUAAAUUAUGGUUUUCUCACGGGUAUUUGCCGGUAUCAAUCAUGAGCUGACACUUCGGCGGGGUCGCGAUUCAACUCGGAAGCCCGCCGCAUGAGUCAACUGUCAUUAAAUAAAUAAUUAGAGGAACUAACUAAAUUACACCAACAUUUAUGUAUUCGAGCUAAUCUCAGCCGCUACUUCAUUUUAAGACGUUUUGAAACAGUGAACUUAAUUCUGAUGACGGUUAAGUAUUCGUCUAAAAAUAUUUGGUAUCUAUACAUGGCUAAUGUUCUUAAUAAUCUUGUGCAAUGUCUGCUUUCAAAAUUAUGUUGUAUUUUUUUAUUGACCUGUUAUGUAAUUAUUUAAAAAUUCUCAUUGUCGAACUAUCUAUUAUAUACACAAAAUGUAUUUAGGAAGUUUCAAUGAAUUGGUAGCUGUAAGGACUCAAGGCACGCGUCGAUUUUGUUGGCACUGAAACCCAAAAUGUUUUUAACAAAAAUAAUUCGAGUUUGGAUUUGCCAUUUCCAAACAACCGCUUCGUAUCAUCAUCAUUCGUGUGCAUAUAUUUAAGUGUAGUGAACGAAAUUAUGACCUAAAAAUUUCUGUUACUUUUAUAUAUUUUUUAAGUAUUGUAAAUUAAGUUAUAACAAGUCUAGAAAACACCAAAUGUUAAAAGAGACUUAGCCAUGAUUUUAGACCUUUUUUAGGGUAUAAAAAGGGUGCAUUACUUCCAAAGACCAAUGUAGCGAUGGCAUAUAUAUUGUCCCUUAAAACAUUUAGUUUUGAUGUACAUAUAAUUAAAAUGUUCAAGAAUCUUACAUUCCAAUGUUAACAUUCUGUUUUGAUUAUCCAGUAAAGGCUUUUCUAUAACCUAUAACGUCAAAGAGAUGUUUCUAUAAAGAAAUAUCUAUUCAAGGAUUUAAAUGAAUAAAGGGUGUGUCAAAACAAAAGCUUAAUAUAUUACUAGAAAAAAAUGGUGUAUUUUGUAGCGUUACUGGAGAUAUAAGAGCGUAAAAGAAAUCAAGAGAUUUUUGUCAAAACGAUUAAGACCUGCACUUAACCAAGUAAUCAACUUAAAGAGCAAAUAAACUUGCGUUACGGCCACAUAUAUUAAUCAAAAAUUUAAUUAAAAACAACUUCAUAUAAGAAAAAUCGGUAAUCAACGAUACUUCUCCUUUUCGUUUUGUCAUAUUGAGUAUAUCAUGGUCUAACCAUAUACGUCGCAACGCAAGUAUCUGAUACCCAAAGACCUUGGCCUGCGUUUCCAUCAGAGAGGUGCAAUGGAAAUGUCUCGUGCGAGGAUGUCUGCUAAACCGUUUCUACCGAAGCUAUUCUAUCCAGGGCGAGUUACAUGCAGCGAUUUUGUUGGUGCUUUUCAAACACGUAACUCGUUAAGUACCAAAUUUGCUUGAUCAAACCAAAUAGCAAACAAAUUUGUUAAUUUUCUAGUAGAUUGGCGCAUUUUUGGUAUUGACACCGUGUGUCAAGACAUAAGAAGACGAUGGAGUCGAGAAUGGUUUAAAUAUACUAUUAAACUACGAUAAACAAUUAUGUAAUGCAAAGAUUUUCGUCAUACUCGACAAACACGUAGUUGUUUGACAAACAAUUUGACUGUCUCCAGGGCACUUUACACAUCUUUAGUGGAAACCCAGCUUAAGACUCCAAGCAGAAGUCUUAUAAAAUUGAGUAUCGUUAAUGGGAACUUGUCGUUGGACCCCAAGUUCGGCGGGUAUUCGGAUGCGUCGCCUCGCGUAUUGAAAGACCUAAUUUCGGUAAACAUAGCCAUAUUAUUUGUUAGUUAGUCUGUAAUUAUCGUAAACAAUAUAAUUACCCUUCGUACCUACUCCACUGUUUAUAUAAACAGAGAUAUUCUAAUAUAUUACUAACACUAGAUUUAGUACAAAAUGGCAUUUUCUGUAUAAUAUCAUAUGUAUAGGACUAAUCUUAUUACUAUUCCUUUAGAUAUGUAUCCGCUUCCAAUAAGUUAUUUUUCAUAAGCUUGUAAAGCAAAAAUAAAUAUUCAUACAGGGUGUUUUUGUUACUGUUUGCGAGGCGAAAAAUAUGAUUUCAAUAUAAAUUUUAAAACAUGUGCUAUAGGAAAUUUAAACAAAUAUCUCGAAUCAAUGCUGUUUAAUUUUUUAUAGCACAUGUUUUAAAAUUUAAAGGACAUAUUUUUCGCUGAUUCAGUCGUACCAUACACAGACUCACCCUGUAUCUUUUAAUUAUAUGAACUUCUCUAGUAUAUAACAUAUGUAUAUAACAGUGCCUAUUAUGGAUUUAGUUAAGACCUCAGUUAUCUUGUAUAGCCUCCUUAUGGUGCUUGAGAUGUAGUGCUUGUAUAAAACAGAUAAAAGCAAUAAUAAUAUAUUUUGCAACAAAUUAGGCCAUAAUAAGUAUAGUUUAAAAAAAAUGGCAAUAGUUUUGCCUUAAGUAUAUGUACAAAAAUAUAUACCAAAAAUAAUGUCACUGUUUUAACGUAUGUGUAAAAUCAUAUUUUUAUAAAACCACGCGUCAUCGUUCGGCUGUUUUACCUAACUAAGAGGGCUAUCACACAUAUUACCUUUUUUAAAUAGCGCCUUUAUUGACACGUGGCAAAUAUGCUUUUUUUAUAAAUAAAUACGUUAUAAAAUAGACUUUACUAUAUGGCUUAAUAAACAAUGUAAGCAGAUUAUAAAAUAUACACGUAUAUUAUUCUUGUAUAAGUAUAGACGAAUAAGAACCUUAUGUGCUUAUAGACAAAGUGUAAAAUGGUCAUAUUUAUUUUUGUACGCCACAGUAUCCCAAAACCAUAUACAAACGAAUACUAGAUACAUUCAUAUAGGCUUUUAGGUACAUUCGAUUGCAAAAGGGAGAAGACCGUCCCUAGGAUGUUUUUCAUUCUUAGUUUAGAUUUAAAGCAGAAAUAUAGCUUCUCGCUUCUGUAAGAGAUUGUACGGCUUUUGACAAUACAUAAAUGUUAAACGAACUCAAUUGUUACGCAUAGAGGUUUAAUAUAAAAUGCCUUUACUUUGUAUAGUGAACAUUGACAUUAAUUAGCGGUCCAAUGUAUAAAUACUAGGUAUUGUAGGUAACCUAGUAAGCCGCUAUAUCAUGAAAAAACAUAGUUAUGAAUGCAUAUUUCUGGAACUGGUAUAGCUUCUUCAUGAACUAAGGAAACCAGAUUCUUGGUUGACGUGUAGGAUAGUCAUUAUUUUGGUUGUCUUGUAGCCGAUAUCUUGGUUGCCUAUAGUAGUCAGUGUAUGAAGAAGCUAAACUUUUUUGCAUCCGUUUUUAUUCUCUUAUUGUAUUAUGUAUUGUCUCAAUACUUAUCCCACAUUUCUUCGCAGAAUGCAAUGUCAAUACUACGUAAGAUCACGAAAUGUAUAUGUAAUUUCUUUUUGUGUAUAUCUAUCUUGCGUACAAUAUACUUUUUUACUAUUCUCGUCUUCAUGAACUAUAGUGUAACUACUAUCAAGCACAAACUUAUAUUUUUUCAUGUCUUUUUAUUUGUUAAGAUUAACCAUGUCCAUAUAAGUAGCUAUAUCUGAAUAUUAUACAAGUUUAAUUGAAUAUACUUGUUUGACGUUCA
Molecule: messenger RNA, 7207 nt
Organism: Trichoplusia ni (cabbage looper)
Lineage: Eukaryota; Metazoa; Arthropoda; Insecta; Lepidoptera; Noctuidae
Gene: Tbc1d8-9
Product: TBC1 domain family member 9
Exons: 19
Coding region: 1-3414 (1137 amino acids)
Source: RefSeq, a predicted model, not a curated record